This is a messenger RNA of Daphnia carinata, 8950 nucleotides long. Its product is annotated as transformation/transcription domain-associated protein-like. NCBI's taxonomy places the organism in Eukaryota, Metazoa, Arthropoda, Branchiopoda, Diplostraca, Daphniidae. Gene Ontology annotation, cellular component: SAGA complex; nucleus; NuA4 histone acetyltransferase complex. Gene Ontology annotation, molecular function: protein binding; transcription coregulator activity. The record is from RefSeq and is a predicted model, not a curated record. Gene Ontology annotation, biological process: DNA repair; regulation of DNA-templated transcription.
AUGAUGGUUGAACCGCAGCGAUUGGAUUAUUGGGACAAAGAUUCGCCGUCACGUCGUUAUUCACUUUCAGAAUUGAAACAACCGGUUUCAUUGCCCGUCGAAAAGAUCAUGGAAACCGCUUUUUCUGCCUUGAAAUCGAGCGUCACGGAACGGCACACCGGACGCAGUGUUGGGAAGUUGUUCCGCUGCUUCCUGUUGUCCUCACUUCAUCUGGACGACGAUCGUCUUGUAAUGCAGCGCUUGCUGUCUCAUCAUUCGUUUAGAGGAGAUGUUCAUCCUGUACAAAGUCCAUCGUUCCAGUGCAGUGACAAGCAAGCAAGACAUAUUCAUCAAACGGCAGUCACUGCUAUGUUCGUCGCUGCAGCUAUCAAGGAGUUGAGACAAGCCGUACUGCCUACAAUGGUGUCCCUUGUCCGACACUACACGCUGGUUGCCGUCGUCCAGCAGGCCGGCCCAUUUCCUAUGCUUGUUCCAGGUCGCUCUGCGCAGCGUAUUCUGGGGAUGGAUCCACUUGUUCUAGUCGAUGCCUUAGCCACAAUAAUGGGCCACGAAGAAAAAGAACUGUGCAAGCCAGGGCAUUUGGCGUUAGUGUUAAUGCUAGACACGGCUUCAAUCGUUCUCGGGUCUAAAGAAAGAGCCUGCAAACUCCCUCUCAUGGAAUACCUGGCUGAACGGAUGUGCAGCCUUUGCUACGAUCGUGCUUGGUACGCCAAAUUGGGUGGCUGCAUUGCCAUCAAGUUCUUGUUUGAACGAAUGGCAUUCAAAUGGGUUCUCGAUCACCAUUAUGUGUUCCUGAAGGCCCUCCUAUUUGUCAUGAUGGAUCUCACUGGUGAAGUGUCAAGUGGAGCUAUUGACAUGGCCAAAGCCAAUUUGGAGAAAAUGCUUCUCUUGUGUGCCACUCCAUUGCCGGAACUUUUACCUUCUCCUGAAAUAGUAUCGGCGCAAAAAAAAAGUUUGCACGACGUGACUCAUGAACUCGUACGGCAGGUCACCAGUCCAAACUCAACGGUACGUGAACAGGCUAUGCACCUGUUACAGGUAUUGGCACGUAUCACAAACCAAACACCAACUGCGAUCAUGGAACCUCAUAAAGAAGUUUUGGCUGACAUGAUUCCACCGAAGAAACAUUUACUGCGGCAUCAACCCGUCAACGCUCAAAUUGGCCUAAUGGACGGCAAUACGUUUUGCACGACCUUGAAGCCGCGACUCUUCACGAUUGAUCUCAACGUUGUUGAGCACAAGGUCUUUUUCCACGAGUUGCUUUCACUGUGCGAGGUGGAUGACACAGUUCUCUUGAAACUACCCUGCUACAAGUCGGUCAGCAAUCUGACACCACUGAGGAAAUCUGCAUUGCAAGCCCUGGCCGCGUGUCACUACAUAACGCAGUGUCGUGACAAGAUCCUGAACGUGAUCUUCAAAGCUUUGAGUUGUAACAACGCCGAACUGCAAGAAACGGCAUUCUCCUGUAUGAAGAAGAUACUGGUUGGCACUCAAAUCGAAAUGGAAACGGUGCACGCGGCCGUUCGUCCGUUGCUACUCCUAUUGGGUGACUACCGCAGUCUGUCUACCAACGUCAUACUGCGCUUGUCGCACACGACCCAACUUUUCCCUCACGUCUUCAACGAGAAGCUUUGUGAGCAACUUCUUCAACAUUUGCGCAAGUGGCUCGAAGUGGUCAUCGUGGCGUUCAAGACUGGAGGGAAUCGUCCCGUUGCAACCCAUACCAGCAGCGGCCCUUUCAACAGCAGCAGCAGCCUUUGCAGCAAUGAAGUUAAGGUGGCCAUCGGCAUCAUCGGCCUGUUCCAUCAGAUACCAGCCGCGUCGGCCAGAUUUCUCGAAAUUCUCUGCAAACUGGUACUGCAAACGGAACGCGCUUUAGGAUUGGAGCCAGGCAGCCCAUUCCGCGAGCCGUUGAUCAAAUUUCUUUUGCGAUAUCCGACGGAAACGAUCGAUUUACUAUUACGAGACGAUAUUAUUGGCGAUGCCGAUUGGAAUCGCUUUUUGGAGCACUUUGUGCGUCACAACGAUGGUAAACCUUUCCGUGACGCCAUCAAGGCCAACACCACUAGGCUGAUCAAUUUCGUGCUUGGCGGAAUCCCUUCGGAGUCAGGCACGGCCAAGCCUCAUCCGUUGCAAGUAACUGUUCGAAUCUUGCGCAUCAUUAUUUGCAAAGACGACCAGUGGAUAUCGGAGCAAGCGGAAUUGAUAAGCGUUUUGACGAAAGCCUGGUACUCGGGUCGCUAUGACGAGAAGAAGACGAGCGAUCUUUCAAUUGCUGAGCGAAAAGAGCAGCGCCAACUGGCCAAAAUUCUGUUGCACUACUUUCAACAGCACCCCGAAGAAGUUGAGUUACUGUUUCAUCUGAUGCGCGCCUUGUGCGAUCGCACGAUUCCCGAUUUUUAUUUCUUGAAAGAAUUUUUGGAGAAAACUGUCGGCCAGUCGUAUGGCGCCGACUGGAAGCGAGCAUCGUUCUUCAAAUUUGUGGAGCUUUUCCGCAAUCCCAAUCUCGGCCAGGAACUCAAAGCCAAAAUCCUCCAGCACAUCAUCAUUCCGGGAUUCUCUGUCAGCUUCGAACGAGGCGAAGGUGAACUGCUGAUAGGGACACCGCCCACUCCCGAUCAAGACAAUAAUGAGAGCGUGGUCAGUGUUUUCAUCAAUAAAGUGAUUGAUCCGGAUAAUCCUUUCGGUACGUCGGAUGCCGUUCGAAUCCUACUACUUCAGUUGAGUUGCCUGUUGGUCGAGCAAGCUUCGCAACAUAUCCACGAUGCUGCUAACAAACGCCAAGGAAACAAGCUUCGUCGAUUGAUGACUUUCGCGUGGCCUUGUCUCUUAAGCAAAAACUGUGUUGACCCGACAACUCGCUAUCAUGGGCAUCUGCUGCUUAGUCAUAUCAUCGCCAAAUUCGCUAUACACAAAAGGAUUGUGUUGCAGGUGUUCCACAGUUUGCUGAAGGCGCACGCCGUCGAGGCGCGCAGCGUCGUCCGACAGGCGCUCGAAAUUCUGACGCCAGCCAUGCCUCUCCGUAUGGAGGACGGGAAUACCAUGCUUACUCACUGGACCAAGAAAAUCAUUGUCGAAGAGGGUCACACCAUCGCUCAGUUGGUACAUAUCCUUCAGUUGUUGGUGCGCCACUACAAAGUUUACUACCCAGUACGGCAUCAUCUAGUGCAGUACAUGGUAACCUCGAUUCAGCGCCUUGGAUUCACUCCAACGGCUACUUUGGAGCACAAGAAACUAGCUGUUGAAUUGGCCGAAGUUGUUCUCAAAUGGGAGCUUCAACGCAUGAAAGAUGAAGCCGAUUCUGGAGGUGAGUCUUGCGAUGAGACUCUGCCAGCAGGUUCGCAGAAAAGGGCAGGCAAUGACGGACAACCGGAAUUAAAGAAGCCGAGGCUUGCAUCCUCAUCUUCCUCCGGCAAAACGCUUGAAGUCAGUAAACCCAUUGAGAAAACUCAUUGCGACGCCAUUGCAAACUUUUUGCUAAGGCUAGCCUGUCAGGUGAACGAUACAACUUCUACGGCCAACAGUUCGGGAGAGCAGUUAUCUAAGCGUUGUGUAGCCCUUCUGAAGAUGGCUUUGAAACCUGACGUUUGGCCCAAUUGUGAGCUGAAACUGGCUUGGUUCGAUCGCCUUUUCCAGACGGCAGAUAACACUCCCGCGGCUGCAACGGCGUCGGCGGCGACAGUCUCUGCGCCAAAUUUUACCAACAUUUGCACAGCCCUCGAUUUACUAACUUUUCUGCUGAGCAUCUUACGCAAAGAACAAAUUCUAGCCGGAUUUAAACCGCUUCAACGCGGCCUUUCUUCGCUCAUGAACUGCGUAAAUCCUAAGGUUAUACGAUGCCUUCACGGACUGCUAUCUCGUCUGAUGUCCGUGUUCCCGACCGAACCAACCAACUCCAACGUGGCGUCGAAGCACGAAGAACUAGAAGGCUUGUACGCUGCCGUUACGAAAGCCAUUUACGAAGGUCUAGGUGCCUACGAGAGGAACACGACCGCCCCGUCCACGUCUUUGCUUGGAACCCUGAUGCUACUGAAAGCUGCCUGCACCAACAAUCCAUGCUACAUCGAUCGACUCAUUACAUCUUUCAUGAGAGCGCUACAAAGAAUGACUCGUGAACAUUUAGCGCCUGCAACUGGCGAUCGCCAGACGACGGCGGCCACCACGACGACUGAGAGUGGCUUCAGCUCGUGCGAAUUACUCAUCCUCAGCCUCGACUUGGUCAAGAAUCGUGUAGGAGUUAUGGGAGUUGAGAUGCGAAAAGCCUUCAUCGGCUCUAUUCUCGUUGGCCUCUUGGAAAAGAGUACUGAAUCCAAAGUGGUGCGGUCUAUCGUUCGUAUGCUGGAUGAGUGGAUGAGAACAAAAACGCCGAUCGCCAUCAAUCAAGGACCAAGCUUGCGUGAAAAAUCCAUCCUCCUCGUCAAGAUGAUGCAGUGCUUGGAAAAACGAUUCCCUGACGACGCAGAAUUAAACAUUGCUUUCUUGGAACUUAUCAACUUUGUGUACUGCGAGGAAUCUCUGAAAGGUUCAGAACUGGUUUCCAAAUUGGAACCUGCGUUCCUCGCUGGCCUUCGCUGUCCUCAGCCGUCAACCAGGGCAAAGUUUUUCCGGGUCCUCGAUACCAGCAUGAGGCGGCGUCUGCACGACAGACUCUUAUACAUUGUCUGCUCCCAAAAUUGGGAAGCCAUUUCGGCUCAUUAUUGGAUAAAGCAAUGUCUAGAGCUGAUUUUGGUCACGUCUGUUUCCGGCGCUCCCAUUCAUACGGCUCCUGCAUCGGCAUUACUACCCGGCGUUACAUCUGUCAUCGCCACAGCCGAUGCUAGUGAAAGAGAAAAUUUCAGUGUAGCCGGAAACAUUAAAGAGGAGCCCGAGGAAUUGCUUGACGUUUUCGCUCACGUGAAGGAAGAUGACAUUGACAUGGAUUUGAGCAACGCUCCCAAUGAUCCGCUCACCCCGUCUGGCGUGAACAAGACUGGGUUAGCCACGCUGGUCAACCGUCAAGUUAAAUUUCUGGAAAGCGGUCGGGAAAUAACGUCGGCGCAAUUUCUGGAAGCGGUCGCACAACUGGCCCAUAUGGAUACAUCUCUAGCUGAAGUUCUCUGGUUGGAGUUGUUCCCACGCAUCUGGAAGGUCCUUGGUGAAAGACAACAACAAGCGCUCUCCGUUGAACUUGUACCAUUCUUGUGCAGUGGAGCACACGUGAUACAAAAAGAUUGCCAACCAAGUGCCAUCAAUACGUUUGCUGAAGCCCUUUCGUUGUGUAGCCCACCAAUUCGCAUUAAACCCUGCCUUUUAAAGUAUCUGGGUAAAUCUCACAAUUUGUGGCACCGAAUGACUCUGAUGUUGGAACAAUUAGCAUUCGACAGCGGCAAUCCCACCGCGCACACCAAGGUGAAACAAAAAGAAGCCAGCAAUGAUUUCGAUUUGGACCCCGGAGCCGUUUCUCAUCAGGAAACCUUAGAUGCUCUCUCCGAGAUGUACAGCACAUUAAAAGAAGAAGAUUUGUGGAGUGGAUUGUGGCAACGUCGUGCUCAUUUACCUGAAACCAUCAUUGCUGUUGCUUACGAACAACAAGGUUUCUUUGAGCAAGCUCAAGGAACUUACGAGCUUGCCAUGACCAAAGUUCGACAAGAAUUCGCUAACACGGCAGCUCCAAUUUCUCUUCAGAGCGAAUAUAGAUUACUUGAAGAACACUGGAUUCGUUGUGGCAAAGAGUUGAAUCAGUGGGAACUGCUUCAAGAAUUCGGUUGCUCUCCCGAAUGCUUGAACUACCAAUUGGUCUUAGAAAGCGCCUGGCGUACACCAAACUGGAUUGUCGUUCGAGAUGCAUUAACUCAGUUGGAACAAGCCUGUCCAAAGGAGUAUGCAUGGAAGGUUAAUUUGUAUCGUGGAUUCUUAGCCAUGUGUCACCCAGAAGAACAACACCCAAAUAUGGUUGAACGUUACGUAGAACUAGCGAGUAGCCUUUGCAUUCGUGAAUGGCGACGACUACCUGCAAUUGUUUCUCAUGUUCACUUGACAACCUUACAAGCUGCUCAACAAGUAGUUGAACUUCAGGAAGCUGCACAGAUUCAUCAAGGACUUCUUCAAUCUCGACCUGGGACGCUACAUGACGUAAAAGCUAUCGUCAAAACAUGGAGGAAUAGGCUACCAGUCAUUGCGGAUGACUUGAGUCAUUGGAGUGACGUUUUUACCUGGAGACAGCAUCACUAUCAAUUCAUCGUGUCUCAUUACGACCAACAAAGUGAUCAACAAGCCAGUGCCCAGUCGAUGCUCGGAGUUCACGCAUCCGCCCAAGCAAUCAUCCAUUUCGGUAAAGUGGCACGGAAGCACAAUUUGACUGGCGUUUGCCUUGAUUCCUUAGCAAGAAUCUACAGCAUCCCAAGUGUACCUAUCGUUGAUUGCUUUCAGAAAAUCAGACAGCAAGUUAAAUGCUACCUUCAGGCUGCCAACGUGUUGGGAAAAAACGAGUUGCAAGAAGGACUGGAAGUAAUAGAGUCGACCAAUUUGAAGUACUUUGCCAAGGAAAUGACGGCGGAGCUUUACGCUCUAAAGGGAAUGCUACUGGCCCAAAUUGGCAGGGCAGACGAUGCCAACAAAGCUUUUUCGGCUGCUGUGCAAAUGCACGACACGCUUGUCAAAGCUUGGGCCUUGUGGGGUGACCAUUUGGAACAAGUUUUCACAAAAGAUUCCCGUAACAUUGGAAUAUCGGCUAUCACUUGCUUCCUUCAUGCGUGCCGUCAUCAAAAUGAAUCAAAAUCGAGGAAAUAUCUGGCUAAAGUGUUAUGGCUCCUUACCUACGACGACGACAAGCUGUCAUUAGCUGAAGCUCUGGACAAGUAUUGCGUCGGAGUUCCACCGGUGCAGUGGUUACCGUGGAUCCCUCAACUACUGGUUUGCCUUGUGCGCGACGAAGGAAAAUUAGUCCUUAACUUGUUGAGCCAAGUUGGACGAAUGUUCCCUCAGGCAGUGUAUUUCCCCAUCCGCACCUUGUACCUGACUCUGAAAAUUGAACAGAGAGAACGUUAUAAAUCCGCCGAAUUGGCAGCCACUCAGGCCACGGCUGACAGUGGUGCCACGGUUGGCAAUGGGACACCCCAGGCUAGCACACCCGCUGCUGCGGGGGCGGAAGCAGCUGGUCCCAUCAAAGCCACUGAGCCCAUGUGGCGUUGUUCGCGAAUUAUGCAUAUGCAAAGAGAUUUGCACCCUACUGUGUUGUCAUCCCUUGAAGGCAUCGUCGAUCAAAUGGUUUGGUUCAGGGAAAACUGGUAUGAAGAAGUAUUGCGGCAAUUGCGACAAGGUCUCGCAAAGUGUUAUGCUAUCGCUUUUGAAAAUCGAGGAUCCGUUGCCGAAGCCACCAUCACUCCCCACACGUUGAGUUUCGUCAAAAAGCUGGUAGCGACGUUUGGCAUAGGCAUCGAAAACAUCGCCAAUUCGGCCAGCGGCUCGUUCAGUAGCGCAGCUUCCGAGAGUUUAGCACGGCGAGCUCAAGCCACAGCACAGGAUCCUGUUUUUCAACGGAUGAAGACGCAGUUCUCUACUGAUUUUGAUUUCACGUUACCGGGUGCUAUGAAACUCCACAAUCUUAUUCACAAAUUGAAAAAAUGGAUAAAGAUUUUGGAAGCCAAAACGAAACUGUUGCCAAGGUCCUUCCUUAUUGAAGAGAAGUGCAGAUUUCUCAGCAACUUUAACCUACAGACGGCAGAGGUCGAACUACCUGGAGAAUUCCUUCUACCCAAGCAUACUCAUUACUACGUGCGCAUAGCUCGUUUCUUGCCACGAGUGGAAAUCGUCCAGAAGCACAACACAGCAGCCCGGCGUCUUUACAUUCGAGGACACAACGGCAAAAUCUAUCCGUACUUGGUUGUAAACGAUGCAGGCCUUGGCGACGCCCGGAGAGAAGAACGCGUUCUACAGUUGCUGAGAAUGUUGAACAAUUACCUGAAUAAGCAUAAGGAGACGUCGAAGAGAUUCCUAAACUUCACUGUUCCGCGCGUAGUGGCUGUAUCACCGCAGAUGAGGCUAGUCGAAGACAACCCAUCCAGCGCCACGUUGCUGGACAUCUAUAGACUGCGUUGCGUGAAACGCAACAUUGAACACGACAUGCCUAUCGCCAAAUACUACGAAAGACUAGCCACUAUUCAAGCCAGAGGGUGUCAGGCUAGCCAUCAAGUGCUGCGAGAUAUUCACAAAGAUGUACAGCAAAUCAUGGUGCCACGAACUUUGUUGCGCGAAUGGGCUAACGUCACGUUCCCAUCAGCCACAUUUUACUGGACUUUCCGAAAAAUGUUAACACUACAAAUGGCUCUGGUUAAUCUGGCCGAAUAUGUAUUGCAUCUAACGCGUCUCAAUGCAGACAUGCUGUACAUACACCAAGAUUCAGGCCUUCUCAGUGUUUCCUACUUUAAGUUUGAUGUUGAAGACUCGAACGGUGAAUUAGAUGCCAAUAGGCCGGUGCCGUUUCGUCUCACGCCGAACUUGGCCGAGUUUUUAACGAUGAUUGGAGUGGCUGGUCCUCUUACAGCUAGUAUGAUUGCUGCGGCUCGUUGUUUGGUACAGCCCAGUGUCAAAGUUGCUGCUAUCCUGAAAGCAGUUUUGCGAGAUGAGAUGAUUGCCUGGCAUAAGAAGAAAACCGCCGACGAAAAAGAAAAGGAAGGUGGCGGAAGUGGCCAAGUGGAAGGAGAAAUUCUAAUUGGUUUGGUUAAUAAAGCAGUCAAUGCGAUUAUCAACAGGCUCCAAGGGUUGUCCACAUUCGAUGGAAAUGAGUCUAAAGUCAGCACUUUGGUUGCCGCAGCCAAUAGUAACGACAAUUUGUGCCGAAUGGAUCCUUCGUGGCAUCCGUGGUUGUAACGUAACCAUUUUCCCCCAAGCUGAUAAUGUCUAACAUCAAAUGUAAACAUCAUGUAACCAAGUAUAAAAGCUUGCUUCAUCAAUACACUUGUCAAUUCUUUUA